Sciurus carolinensis (gray squirrel) is the source of this 1352-nucleotide messenger RNA. It is a transcript of the gene Btc, whose product is annotated as betacellulin. The transcript is spliced from 6 exons. The record is from RefSeq and is a predicted model, not a curated record. Bases 241 to 777 code for a protein of 178 amino acids. Gene Ontology annotation, biological process: positive regulation of cell population proliferation; epidermal growth factor receptor signaling pathway; positive regulation of mitotic nuclear division. Lineage: Eukaryota; Metazoa; Chordata; Mammalia; Rodentia; Sciuridae.
AGGAGUGAGGAUAAAUAGGAGGCUCCCUCCUCUCCCGACAGUCACAGAGCCGGCCGGCCUUCCUCCCUGGGUGUUUCCUUGCCCUGUAGCCAGGGUGCCAGCCAGAGGAGUAGUUUCGUUUCCUCCUGCUUCCAGGAUUAGUUUCCAAGCACCCUCUUGGGCGCCCGGGUCCUGGGAAGGGGGCGAAGAAGGAGGAGGGAGACUCGUCUAGGGGCUGCCCGGCCCCGCAGAGCGGGGUUGAUGGACCGGGCCGCCCCGGGCAGCGGCGCCAGCUCCCUGCCACUGCUCCUGGCCCUUACCCUGGGCCUAGUAAUCCUACACUGUGUGGUGGCUGAUGGAAAUUCAACCAGAAGUCCUGAAACGAAUGGCCCUCUCUGUGGAGACCGUGGGGAAAACUGCGCAGCUACCACCACACAGUCGAGGCGGAAAGGCCACUUCUCUCGGUGCCCCAAGCAGUACAAGCAUUACUGCAUCAAAGGGAGAUGCCGCUUCGUGGUGGCCGAGCAAACACCCUCCUGCGUCUGUGACGAAGGCUAUGCUGGGGCAAGGUGUGAGAGAGUUGACUUGUUUUACCUGAGAGGAGACAGAGGGCAGAUUUUGGUGAUUUGUUUGAUAGCAGUUAUGGUCAUUUUUAUCAUUUUGGUCAUUGGUGUCUGCACAUGCUGUCAUCCUCUUCGGAAACAUCGUAAAAGGAAGAAGAAGGAAGAAGAAAUGGAAGCUCUGGGUAAAGAUAUAACUCCUAUAAAUGAAGACAUUCAAGAGACUAAUAUUGCUUAAGAGCAGACAGCUGGUGGCAAAUUACAAAAAGCCUUACUCCUUUGAAAAUGGGCAGAAUGUGUCUCAGGAAAACAGCUAGUAGAAAUGAAUUUUAAAUACUGUAUUUACUUUUUAUUUGUAUCUUUAGUUUGUGUUGUUUAUUAUUGUUUUUUCUCCUUUUAAAAGUUUUUAUUUUAUUUUGUAGGAAUUGGAAUUUCUUUUAGAUGUGUACUACUAUAUAUCACUCCUAUGCACACAUUAAAAGGAAAUAUGUGUGAAAUAGACUGGUUAUGGCAUUCCUAAAACUUCUCAUUCAGAAUUUGACUCUUCUAAAAGUCCAAACUUCAAAAUUCAGAAUUUUUAUUGAUGCACUGUCAUUUAUAUUCAACUUUCCCCAUGCAAUGUUGUUCUUUGUGCCAUUAAUAUUGAUGAUAAUGCAGCAUUUUUUAAUCUCUCAGUUGGCAUUUUAUUAAAUACAAAGAACCCAAUCAAUAAAUGGGCUAAGGAACUGGGCAGACACUUCACAGAAGAAGAUAUACAGGUGAUCAACAAAUAUAUGAAAAGAGCUCAUCAUCUCUAGUAAUUAGAGAAAUGCA